Messenger RNA from Pollicipes pollicipes, 1168 nucleotides. Its product is annotated as histone acetyltransferase KAT6A. The annotation marks the transcript as partial. Gene Ontology annotation, molecular function: DNA binding. The record is from RefSeq and is a predicted model, not a curated record. The transcript is spliced from 4 exons. NCBI's taxonomy places the organism in Eukaryota, Metazoa, Arthropoda, Thecostraca, Pollicipedomorpha, Pollicipedidae.
UGGCGUGAGGUGGCUGGUGAGGGGCGCGCUGUGGUGUUUCGUGUUGCCUGGUGAACUUAUGGCUUCGGCAAAGACAGUGGCAAGUUUGAAAAAUCGACAGUGUGUCAAGGAUUACAUUUUGACCGCCAUUGACCAGCUGAAGCAGCGCAAAGCUCGUCCAGAUCGGUACCGCAUUGCCUAUGUUCUCAGCAAGCAAUUCGGAGUGGAUGUUGAAGCUGCUAACGACACAUUGGAGCAAAUGACAGAUGAACACAAGAUUGUUCGGGUGGACUACAAGGGUUCUGUGAGCUACAGAGACAUCAGAAACUGGAUACGCGUCAACGAUAAUAUUCAAGGGAUAUCCAUGUACGGAGGUGCCUUUAUCCUGAAUUCUGAUCGGGCUAGUGCUGCCAUCCACGAAGCGGUCAAAUCGUUAGCACUUGAUAAAAAUGCAAGGACAGUGACCUUGGCCGAGGUGGAAAAAUACUUCAAAGACAAGGCACAUAAUCAAUACACCACCGCGCCUUUGGCCGUCGCGCUUCAACGUGAAGUGAACGCCGGGCACCUGCUGAAAGCGGGCGUCAAUGUUUUCGCUCUCCAGACAUCGAAAAAACAAAAACAGGAGAUGAUGGUAAACCGGACAGAAUCACCUACAUCAGAGGGGACUUCAGAUGGAAACGAUGCCAUCAAUGACAACGGAAAAAGAGUAAAGAAAACCAAGGUGAUCUUCGACCCGAGCGAGACGCGCCCGACGCAAACCGACCAGCCGGCGGCCAAGCGAGCCAAGAAGAUGGUGAUGAGCGCUCUUAGCUCGUCCGCUGCCGCCGCCGUCGCUGCUGCCCCUGCCGCGGCCACCGCCGCCGCCACUGCAACCUCCACGUCCACCGUCACCACUACCGCCUCCACGACCGCCCCGGCCAGGCGUGUGUGCAACUUCUGUCACAAGCAGACCAAACAUGAGGUGGUGCUGGUGUGUCGUCAGUGCCAGACGCCAGCGCACCCGAGCUGCUUGGGAUACAGCAGACGCCUGGCCAAGGUCGUGCAAAAUCACCCGUGGACAUGCAUGGACUGCAAGACCUGCAAGCUCUGCCGGGACGUGGGCGGGGAGCUGAUAUUCUGCGACAAGUGCGACGAGGCGUACCACAUGGUGUGCCACCGGCCGGUGGUGCGGCGAAAGCCGGUCGGCGAG